Molecule: messenger RNA, 28016 nt
Organism: Pocillopora meandrina
Lineage: Eukaryota; Metazoa; Cnidaria; Anthozoa; Scleractinia; Pocilloporidae
Source: the annotation of a GenBank genome assembly
CGUGAAUUGCCCGGAGGUCUCGUUAUGGAAGCAGGUAGUGACGGAUUUCAAUAAUUUGCCGGCGGGAAUUACUUAUUUUCUUCACCUAAAAAACAAAUGUUACAGAGAUUAACUUGGUGGGGUACUUUUCGCUAUGUUGUUUACUGUCAAAAUCAGAGUCGAAUAAGUUGAAAUUUGAGAAUUUCUUGCUACUCUUAAAAAUUGGUACGAUUGUUUGAGUGAAUUAAUCUUUUCACAAGUUUAAGGAAAUGUAUUGUUAGAAGAGGACAAAAGUUUUUUUGUCAGUAAAGUUAUCAAGUCUAGGGUGUAAUUUUGGUACGAUUGGUACGAUAUCUGGCUUUAGCCGAUCGAUAUUUUAAAUUGUGUGGAUUUAUUACCUCCUUUACCGGCUGUUAGGUGAAAAUCGAUGGUGGAUAAAUUAGUCUUAAUCAGUCUGAAGUGGUGCGUUGAUGGAAAAAGCUUUCAGACGCGAAGUUGAGCCUUCGAUGCUGACACCUUGUGGUCAUUCACUGAGCUAAGAUGGCGGAAAAGUUCCUCGUUUUGUUUUGUUCAGUUUACGGCCUAAUACUACUCUUUAGCGUUACGGUUAGCGGAUUAAAGCCGACGAAGGAUAUGUAAGUGAUUCAAAUUUGUUUUGUGGUCCAUAUUCUCGUUUUUCUUCUUGUCUGUGGUUUAGUAUACCUCAAAGAUCUCAACUUGCGGCAAAUUGUUUUCAAAAAUUUUGACACACCAGGGUACGUGAAUGGGCUAAUCGCCUUGGAACUAACGGGUCUAGCUUUAUGGACGGGAACGCCGGAGUAAAAAGUUUAACUCAGGUAUUAGAGAGACUCAAAUUUCAUCGUUUUGUGUCAGUGUUUGUGGUGAUCAGGGACUAUUAGUAUUAUAUUCAAGUUUGUUGAAUCUUUAGGCUUACGAAAACUUUACGUACGCGACGACAGAAAAGAUAAAUGGGAAUGAUGUCCUUAAGAAAAUGAAGAAAGAGAUGGAGGUUUUCUUCAGAAAUAAAUCGUCUUCAUUGAAGGUAUGAACUGAAAUCUUGGUGUGGUCGGUGCAGAUUUAAAAAGAGAAAAAAAGCAUUUUUGGAAAUUAUAUCCGUCGCGCAAUGUUUACAGCAGUUUCACCAGAACCAGAGAUCAGGAAAUGGAUUUGACAAGUCCAAAUAAUGACAAGUGCGUUCGUAAUUUUAAAGCGUGAUAUAUCUUUUUUCUUGGCAAAAUUCAUGCCGGGUUUAAUAACCUAUAAACCUGUGUUAGUGAUUUGGUUUUGAUCUAAUAUUUAUGAAGCAUCCAGUGAACCUUUAUUUUCUUCAGAAACCGCGCGGCCUGAUAAUUAUUCACGGCAGCUGGAAAGUUUUUCCAUAUGUUUACCACCGUGCUUUUCUUUUGUAUCUACAUGAGCAAUUUGCGAAAAAACAAUCGAUGAAUUUGUAUCCAACAAUUUUGUUUGUAAAUCCUGCCAACAGCUAUAAUUUUCCAGGAUAUUUAAAUGUACAUAUUAUUUUUUCUUUUUAAUUUUCCUUUUGCAAGCUUGACAUAGAUUAUUUGCAGCUCGACGGUGUUAUAAAAAUUUUGUUGAUUUUUCAUACAGCGAGCUUAGUAGAAACUUUUUUUGACUUCAAUAUCUUCUAUUCUUUCUUGAUCGGUGCAUCUGAAUUUCUCUCUUAGUUUUCGUUACUGAAAUUAUACUCAGUCUAGUCUAUGCUUACCCUAAGGGCAAACAUUUAAAACUCUGUCUGCUACGGAGAUGCACCGGGAUAAAUUAUUGAAUGUUCUCUGCUAUUACGCAAAUAUUUGUCGUGAUAUCGAAUUCAACUUUCAAAGAUAUAGAUCACAUAAAUUUUGAUCGACCCAAUAAAAUUUGUGACUCAACACAAAUAAGUAUAACUACUGAUAAAAAAGAAAAGAAAAUGAAUUUAAUGAUGUGAUUUCUUGUCCAUUAGCAACCGGCGCAGCAUGGAACGAUUUCUUAAAUUUACUCGAAAAAUUAUGUUUGUUCAAGCAUCUCAUUUUUCUGGAUACGAUUUCAGGUGAUAAGGAUGUUAUUAGACAAAAAAUUAUAAAUUCAUGAAAUUAUGCAUGGUGCCUGAAAAUGUAAAUUUUAAUUAUUUUUUAAAAUUUUAAGUAUUAAUAAUUUAUGAUCAUUGUGCUGAAAGGAAUUACUCUGCAAACAUGGUUAAUCCUUAGAUAGUGAAAAAGCUUAGGGUGCUUUCAUUGAAAAAAAGAAAAAGUAAAAUUUACCGGUGGAAGUUAAAAAGAUGAUUCUAGUUGGUUGAUGGCAAACCCUCAGCUGAUCACAAAUAAAAAGUUAUGAUUUGCUCAAAUAAAUAUAUGAAUGAAUGAGGGAAUGAAACAAUAAAUAGAUGAACGAAAGAAUGAUUGAAUGAUGAUUGACCAACUAAUUAUUUUUCUGAGGGAUUUUUUAGAUGGAUGACUAUCAUAGAUGACUGAAUUUCAAUGUAUAGAGCAAGUUAUUAUAAAUUACGAAUUCUUGCAAAAUUAUAAUGAUCAUAAAAUUAGAAUUUUUGUAUUUUCAUGUACUAACUAAACUCAAUUGGGAAACCUGUAGAAUUUGAAACCAUACAAAAUAACCUGAAUUUCCAUCUUAGUUGGUGGGGAGAGGGGAUCGAGUUUUUCCAAGCUUUGAUAACUCUUUCUGUUAUAGUUAUGCUAAAUUUUGAUUGUUGGAAUUACUGAAUGAUGUGAUUAAAGUUUAUUCAUUUUGGUCUAUUUGGUAGAAAUUGGUGAAAAAGGCAGAAGAAGCUUAUUGCAAAUACAAGUAUGAUAAAAAUUUGAAGGUAUGAUUUAAUGCACCAGCCAGUAUGGCUGUUCCUGAGUAGCUCCAACUUCAUGAUCUGACUGAUGAUUCUCCCUUCUUCCCUCCACACAGUUUCUGUAUGUUAGAUAGGAGAAUUAGGAGCUCCACCAAUAAAACAUCAUAUAGUGGAUAGUUUUCUAACUUCUCAUCACUAUCCAUUAGAAAAUGUACGCAAUGACUUUGUAAGGAGGGGUCAAAUGUUAAACACCCCUAGUGACUGUGUUCAAAGACUGUCUGUAUUUAUUCCUGAGUUGAUCACUUAGAAGUGUAAAAUUAAAUUAAUUUUUAAGACCCCCCCCCCAAAAAAAAAAAAACAAAACAAAACAAAACAAAACAAAAAGAGCAAUCACAAAAAACAACAGCAACAAUAAUUCUUAGACUUAACUUUCUACAUCCUAAGAUCAGUACGUAUAUUCUCCUUAAUGUUCUCCAAACAUUUCCCUUGGUAGUGAUGAGGAGAAUUUUUUGAACAAUCCUAAGCAUUUUCUGUUGGAGAUCCCCUCUCCUUUAUACUUGUGACUUUGAUGUUUGAUUUAGAAGUGAUACUGUUAUGGGAAUUUAUUUAAAUGCUAGUCACUCUUAGGGAUGGAAGGGUUAAUAAUUUUAUUUUGUGUUCAUUUUAAGAUUAGUGAAAUAGACUAUCCAAAUUCCAAGGAUUUGGAUAAAUAUUUAAACAAGAGUGGCAUUAAACUGGAGUACAACUCUACCUUUAGAAGUGAGAUCAGCUUCAACAGGAGUGUAAUACAUGUCCCAACAGAUGUUUUUGAUGGAGGUAUGUUUCACUUUGUGAGUCCUAUUGGGUUCCAGUUUCAUUUCAGUUGCAUGCAAACUCUGAGGUUCCCAACCAAACUCUCAAACAAAAUUUUUUAAUGCUGCUGUUAAUCAUUAUUGCAACAGCCACCUCAAAGCAGAAAUAUCUAAAGCAAACUAAUUUAACCCUUAAACCUUCUGAAACACUGACAUGUUUCUUGAAAGGUCUAGGACAUGAGUAAUGGAAGGUUUAAACCCAAAUACACUCUAACAUCAGUAUACAUAUUCUUGGUACUGUUUUCUAUUCAUCUCUUGAGGUGUUGACAAGGAGAAUUUGUUUAACAAUCAAGAGCCUCUUAAAUUGGUGAUCACUGCCUUUAUUCUCAUGACCUCUACUUUUAAUUCAAGGGUGGCACUGCAAGGAGAUAUUAGAAUUAGCCAAUCACUCUCAAGAUUUAAGGGUUAUUAACCCUUUAACUCCCAAGAUCUCAUUUAUAAUUCUCCUUACUGUCUGCCACAUAGUUCUUGUGAUGUUAGUUUUGAGAAUUUGAUAUUGGAUCAACCAAUAAUCCCCUAAUUAAUAUUUUUCUUUAUUCUCAUCACUUGUCUGCUUGAUAUUGUAUUGAUAUUGUAAGGAGAAAUUCUAUCUUGGUCACACAUGGGAGUUAAAGGGUUAAGUCACCCCUUGCAAGUUUGAACAUCUAUUUGAUCUGUGGAAUUUACUUUUAUGUCCACAUUUUGCAGCUUCAAAGAUUGUUAAUGGAAUAGAGUGGACAUCCGCUCUAGAAAGCGUUUUUGAAGGAAACCGACACGAAGAUCCCAGCUUAUCUUGGCAGUACUUUGGAUCAGAUGAAGGAUUUAUGCGAACUUACCCAGGUAUGAAUUUUCAUUGGAACACCAAGUUGUCAUGAUAAAAUUUUAAUGAGGCAAGAGUCGUGAUCUUGGAAUGUGAAUGCUAAGUGGUUAUAUGUAAAAAUAAAAUAUGGCUGGUGUUUGUUUGACAAUAUAUAUUUUUUAUUAUUAUUCACUCAAAGCUCGUCACUGGGACAUCACCAAUGAAAAUAAUGUGGAUUUAUUUGAUGCCAGAAAAAGGCCAUGGUAAGACUGACUUGCCUAAACACUUUGCAUGACAGCUACUUCAAAACACAACUCACAAAAAAUCAUAACCUGUUGUUGUCUAGGACAGAAAUAAAUAAUUACAGUAAAACUAGCUAUAGAUAACAAGUUUAGAGCAUUGGGUGCUAUUAAGACAAUAAACAACAAUGUGACAGAAAAAUGGAAAUAGGACAAUAAGAAUGUACAUGUACCUGGCAUUAUGGAUACAUGGACUGAAAAAGGCUAGAAGCCUGGUUGAUGUGAAGAUAAUCUGCCAUCAUUAGAGGGCUACCACUAAGGAACUCAGUGAAUGAAGUGCUGAAACAUUGUUCCAACAAGUCGUGCACAUGCAAUGUUUUGAUGGCAGCAAGAGAAAUUAAUGAUACUGAAAUCAAUUCAAAUCAAGAGGGGAAAGAAAUAUUAAUAGUUUUUUAUUUUUAUUUUUAAGUUUAUGUGGUUCAGAAAUUUUAGUGUGUGACUUGGUUAUUCUUUUUCUGAUUUUUUGAUUGAUGUCCAGUCAUUUUUAAUUAUUGCAUGACAAGUAAGUUAUUGAACACAAAGAUCUGCUUUUUUUAAAAUUUAUUUAAUAGGUACAUUCAGGGAGCAACAUCUCCCAAAAACAUCAUCAUUCUUAUUGAUGCAAGUGGAAGCAUGCAUGGAGUCCCGAUGAGAAUAGCAAAGUUAUCUGCACAGAACCUUAUUGACACCUUUGGGGAUAAUGAUUUUUUCAAUGUUGUUUAUGUGAGUGUGUUAUUAUGGGCAUAAUUGAUUGCCCUGCUUUUGGAAGUUCACAUUGGCAUUGCCAGUAAAGAAACGUGUUGUUGAUACCAUAACAAAAUUGUGUCACUAAUCUCAGUUGUGAUUGGCUAUUAUGUGUAUGCAUCUAAUCCUUUUUUGUAGUUGUUGUUUUUUUUGUGUUGUACCUAAAGACAAUAGUCCAUUUUACAGUUGUAUGCUUGGCUGCCAAGCCUUUGAACAGUAGUGAGGCUAAGGGUGACCUUGUUAUGAUACAAACAUUAUUAUGCUAACUAGAUACUGGUCUCUAUGACAACAAGGUCAACUUUAGCCUCACUGCAAAUAAAAUGCUUGGCAACUAAGUACACAUCUGUAAAAUUACCUUUUGUUAAAUAGUUUUUAGUGGCACUCGCAGAGCGUAGCCCCAUAAUUAUACAAAAUAGUAGUAACCCAUCAAGCCGAAAAAAUUUGGAUGUACGACCAUACGACUGUACGACUGUAUGACUGCACAACUAUACAAGGUGCUACUUUUAACAUGUACCAUGGGCAAGCCAAUGCCACAGCUUUGUUCAGUAGUCCAGUGGUCAGUGCACUGGGCUCUGAGUCAGAUGACCUGGGUUCUAGUCCUGGUCGGGGCAAGGCGUUGUGCCCUUGAGACGUGCAGGAAAAGAAAAGUGUGAGCUCCGCUUUUAGGCUUGGCUAAAUCUAUAUAUUAUUCACAUUAAAAUUAAUGAAACAUAAUUAUAUUUAUAAAAAAGGUGUCCAGCAAGCAUUGACAUAAAUUUUUGGUUUCUUUUCCCUAUCCUUUGCUCUGGUAGGGAAGACAAUCCUCAGCCUAAAUUCAAAUUUUCCUCAUCAGUUCAACUGUUCAAAAAUUGUUAACUUUAGGUAACUUUGAAACAUAUGAUUUUUGCAUUUAAAUUUCAACUGUAAUGUUCUUCACUUGUUUAAUUUGUUCCUUUGCUAGUUCAACGUUGAGGCGACAGUACUUUGUUGUGAAAAAGAGGGCCCCAUACUGCUUCAAGCUACAAAGAAAAAUAAAAUUGUAGGUUUAAUUUCUUAAAAAGAAGUUUGCUAUCUUAAGUUGUAUGCAAAGAAAAAUUAUGAACUUUCCAAUUGUUCUUAACAAUUUUUAUUUAGCCAGGGAAGAUUUAUGUCAUGUUAUAAGAAAAAUGAAUGUAAAACAUACCAUUUUUCACCAGAAGGCAAAUCUAUUUUGAGACUUGUAUUGAAACAAGAUCAGACUUCAAUCACAUGCAGUUCUACCACAUAGAGUUCAACAAUGCUUUAGUCUUUUUUCAUAGUAUCAUAGCAACAAAUUUUGAAAAUGACUCUGCAAUCUGUUUGUUCUGCAUGGCUCUCUUGUGGUUGUGAUUUUAUCAUAGAAAUGCAGAGCAGAGCAUUGAACACGAGACUCACAUAAAUUAAUUUAAUCUUAUGCUCUAAGCGAUUAUUCUUAUGCAUUUAAGGUUUCUGAUGAAACUGUUGAUUUUGAGAAAGCAAGCUGCAGCUGGACUAAUGAGAUUAGUUAUCAUACAAAAUUAUUUCCUAAUCACCUGGAUUUAAUUGACUCCUUGUUCCCUUUGUGCUCACUUUAAACACUUGUCCACAGUGGAAAUUUUCCUGCCACAUAUAUCUAGCUAUCUCCACAUGUUGACUACAGACUGGUAAUGUGGACUCUCUCCACACAAGCUCAGAAUAUAUAUUUUAUAUAUAUAUAUAUAUUUUUUUUUUUUUUCAGUUUGUCAAAGAAGAAUUGAAGAAAAUAGCAGAUAAGGAUGUUGCUGUGUGGGAAAAAGGCAUGGAAAAAGCUUUUGAUCUUUUGAAAAAGGUGAAUGAUACAGAAGACUUACACCUGUACAUGAUAGGUAAUAUCAUACAUUGGUAAAGCAGAGGAGGGGAUUAUGUUGGACUAAGAGAAAUAAGACAUGGUUGAAGUCUCUUGGGGGGAGUGGCCUCGGAAUCUGCUGAUUAAACUUUUUCUUGGUUUCUGUGGUUUCUGGAGCAACCAAGGCACAGUUGUUUGAACAGCAAUCAGCGGCAACCCAGGGUUAAAUUUUAAACCACACUUCUGUUUUCCUUUGUUCAAAAGCUUUUUUGAAUAAUUCUCUUUAAUUUUUUUAGAGCAUCCAAUAAUCCAAUUGGAGAUAAACAUCUGCUGACAGUGCAACCCAUGUCAAUAGUUUGCUUUACCCUUUAACUGACCAGAAGUGAUUAACAUUAAACUUCUCCCUAUAAUAUCCAUACAUAAUUCAGCAAACAGGUAAUGAGAAUAUUCAAACUUAUCAUGUAGAAGCUGCUAUUUUAAUCUUGCACCAAGUUCUCUUAACUAAUUUGCAAGGAAUGUGUAGCAGCCAGAGGGGAGAAUUAACAAUCAGAUCUUGGGAGUUAAAGGGUUAAUUGUCAGUUUUUCAUUAUAUUCUUGAUCUGGAAUUUUUUUUGGAAAAUAUAGCCAGCAUUGUAAUCAAGGAUAGCAUUACUCAUUUUUUCUGAAGCAGGAAUCUUUAAUCAUAAAUUCUGAUAUGCCAAUUGCACACUUGUAACCAGUCUAGCUUGUUACAAUAUGGACCAUUAUCUGGAAUUUUUCCACCUCAUUCAUGGAAAAACAGAACAAAAAGCAAACCAAUAGGAAAAAAGUUAUUUACUAGUCUAUUUACUAGUGCCCUUGAUCUUGAGUUUGGCCCUCAGCGGUUGACCUCAGGCACACUUUUUCCCACACUGACUGGAACCCCACUGGAAAUAAAAUGUAUGUGAUUUAUAUUUCAGGCAAACAACUUUGCAAAGUGCCAGGAGGCCAUUAUGGUUCUAAGUGAUGGCACAACAUCCAGUCUUCCUGACCUUUUUGCAGAGCUCAAUCCAGACAAAAAGGUAGAGUUGUCAAGAUUUGUUAACGGAAAGAUUGAUUUUAGUUAUAGAUUUUUUACUUGCCAUGUUCUUCCUUAUUAAGCAUAACAGGUGAACGAAUUCUUUAAAACUGGUGGAGCAAUCCUUUUAUUGGUUGAAUUUUCAAGCAUUCCAAACAUUUUUAGGCGGCAAUGUGAGGUACUGCAGGAAGUAAAUUGUACUGGUUUCUCAUUGAAAAGGAGAACGCAGUUAUCUAUACCUCACAAAUUUUUUCUAAAAUUAAGCAAGAAACUUACAGCAAAAGAAAAUUUUAGAGAUUGUUGGUCAUCUCUCUAGAACAAAAGUGUUGCUGAUCAGCAACAAAAAUAACAAAUACUACAACAAUUUUUUGCCUGUACCCUGCAUUAUCAAAUUUUGUGUAACUAAUAGCAGCAUCUAAUAAUAACGAUCCCAUAAUUCUCCGCUAAAUUUGCAACAUUGAAUAAAUAAUGUCAUUGAAAUUGCUGAACAUGUCAUAGCGGUUUAUGAUGUCGUGCAGGUUCGGGUGUUUACCUUUGCUGUUGGACCUUCUGCUGAAAGCACGGAAGCUUUGCGGAACAUGGCUUGUAACAAUAGAGGUAAAUCGAUCAGAAUUUAAUGACUGGUGGUGUGUGUGUUGAUCUAAAAACUCCAGAAUCCCCAACCCCCUUACAUUGAAACUGUUGGGACGAGGAAAGCAAAGAAUCAAAACCAGUCAUAUAUAUAUAUAUAACUUACAAAGGAUCUGUCAUUAAGAUUGUUUUUGUUUGUGAACGUCCGCUAUUCUAAAAAUGUUAGUGGUGUACCAACUUCCAUUGCCUCUUUUGGUGUCUAUAGUUUGAAGACAUCAACCAUUUUCCCUUGAAACAUUUUGUGAGUUCUUCCAGAUACAUGAAGUUAGCUGGUGCCCAUUUGUUCACCAGAGUGGAGAGACCUCGCCUUGUGAGUGUCUCUCCAGGAGACUGGAUAGGCUCGUACCCAGGUCUUUCACUUAACAGUUCAAUGUAAUCAUUAUGCUUCUGAUAACCUUAGCAUUGCCAGGUAGUUAAGGGUUUUGAACUAUACCUUUUUAUUAUUAGGUUACUUUACAAGGAUUCAGAGUGUCGGAGCUGUACGUGAAGUUAGUGAGGUAAAGUGCACUUAACCAGGUGGGCUUGUUGACAACACAGAGUACAACCUAAGAUUUAGUUUUAGACAAUCAAGAAUCCUAACAAUUAGAUUAUACUGACUUUUCCUAGAGUUACAUCCGCGUUUUGACCCGGCCGAUGGCGAUGGCUCCUGAAGCAAAUACAACUGACCAUACAGUAUGGACAAGUGUAUAUUUAGAUGCCUUGGUUAGUACUUAAAGUAACUUUGGUGAUGCGAGAAUCAGCGAUUCAUUCACUUACAUGUUUUCGCUAUUUCAACGGUUUUAUGUGAAGCAAAUAAAACAUUGUUUUGGCGCUAAUUAAGUGUUCCACCACCAGGGCCGGGUUGUUCAAAGCUAGGUUAAGAUAAUCCAGGGUUAGUGUGAAAUCUGAUUUCGGAUCUCAUAGCUUUAAAAGAAAGUUCAGUCGAAUUAUUUUUGUCUAGAAUAUGAUCAUUUGAUGAUCUGUAAAGAACACGGGAAACUAUCCCAAAAAGGCAUUUGAAUAAAUGAAUAAAGAAAUCCAGAUUAAAAUUUAACCUUGGGUUAGCACCUUCGAACAACUGGGCCCAGGAGACUAUCAAAUUUGGAUAUAUAAGCAAGAGAAUUUGUAAAAACUGUCUACAAAAUGUGAAUGAACAAAUUGAAUAAGUUAGAACGGCGAUAAGCGAAUCGAAUCUGCGGUGCAAGUUGAGUUACGUUAAGACGUGUCGUUAAGGAAGCAGAGGUGCCCUUUGUUCCUUUGUGUUACAUAAAUUGGGAUAGGCUCUCAAAAAUUAUUUGGAUAAGUUUUAAAUGCCAUCUUUGUUCCCUUUUUUUUUUUAAUAGGGACUUGGCAUGAUGGUUACAGGGACUCUACCGGUUUUCCACCGUAAAGAGAGCGCCAUUAAUUGCUCUGUAAGUUUCCGGUUUGAUUUUGUUCGCGGAAAAUCUGCACUGUCGUGUAAUUCUAAUAGUCCCCCAAACUGGACUGACUAUUCCUGUUUCGCUGAAGAGACUCGGUUACUAGGGGGUGAAAAUAAUAUCACUGAUAACAAUUUGACAAUGAUUUUUCAAUCCUUUUGGCUUCCAAAGAGCACCAGUAGUACUUCACAGAAACACCAUGGGUAGUAUCUCCCUGCUGUUUGUACAAUUAAUAGUGGUUGGAGAUGAUGAGCCUACAAUCCGCAUCAAAAUUAGUUGACACACCAUCUUUGAAGAGUCACAUUUAUGUGUAGAAUAACACUCCUGUUUUACCACACCCUAAGUCGUUACCACGACCCCCCCUCCCCCCCUUCAAUAGUUUGAAUUACGAUACAACAUUGUUUUGUUUUGGUUUUUUUUAGGGGGGGGUAGUAGGUUAACUUAACAAGAGAAAAAAAAAUAAGACUGAAGUAAAAGGGGGUUGAAAAGAUCAAUGUGUCAACAAUUUUGUCGCCGAUUUUAUUUGAUUAAAACAUAGUAGAAAUAGGUCCUAGAGUCGUUUCUUUAUUCCAACCGUAUUAUUAUUCUUAAAAUUUCAGCCUUUUAGCUGCAGUCGAUAGCUGUUACAGUGGUUCUAAAACCAAACUCAAAAUUUUCGUCUUAAAACUAAAGACCAAAUUGGAAAUCCUAUCUAACAUAGUGUCAUUAAACAUAUUUUUGAUGUGGAUCAGGAGAAAGGUGGAAUGGAAGCUGAAGAGAAGCGCGAAGAUCAUUUUCUUGGAGUUAUGGGUGCGGAUGUUCCACUAAAAUACCUCAAAGACUUUAUGUUACGACCAUUGGUUAGUAAUAUUUUCAUUUUUGAUAUCGAUUCAUGCGCUUUUAAUUUAGAGCAGUUUUCAAUUGAAUGUCCAAAAACCAAAGUAGUCCCAGCGACCAAUUAAAACAAAGUUUACAUCAUCAUUAGCCAAUGGGAACUCAAAUUGAAAACAAGCAAACUGCUUGAAGCGCGGGAAAACGCAUCAUACCUUGACUAGUUUUGUAUCUGAUUGGUUGAGAGGAUGGCUCGAGAUUUCUGGACCAAUCACAGAGCAAAGUUAAAUUAAACCAAAGCAAUCCCUGGAUUACCUCAACACUCAGUUGACAAUUGUUCUGAGGUAACAGAUUGAUUGAUCGAUGGAUUGAUCGAUCGAUCCGAUGAUUUUAGAGGUCUUUUCACAAAGCAAACAUUUCAUGCUGGCUAUUAGAGGACUCAAGAAAUGUAAAUACUGGGCGUGAAGUAAACAAAGAUUAAAGAACAUGGUGGUUGUUAGAACAAACAAAAAAUUCAGUGCCAGCACUUUUGCAAAACCAGGUGCAGUUUGAAGGAUCUUGAGGAUGCUUUCAAGGUAAAAAGAGCUGUCCUAAAAAUAGUGUAUAUGCGAAAUGUCUCAUUUAGUGUUAACACUUCCAUGUUCAAUAACCAAGUUAAUCAUUUUCUUUUUAGGUGGGGCUCAGUGGAUAUAUGUUCGCGGUCAACAACAAUGGAAUGAUUAUUUUUCAUCCAAGAUUGAAAACAGUGGUAAGCACGACUCAUAUAGAAUUACAUUGUGUUUGCUUUACCUAGCGCUGUAAUUGGUUCAGGAAACUCGCGCCACAAAACCAAUUGUAUUUAUUUGAAAUCUCAUCGGCUCCAUGUGAUUUUGAUCUUCGUUCUGAUUGGCUGGUUUGAAUAUGUUUGUUUUCUUUACAAGUCAGCCAAUCGAGAUGCUUUCUAACUUUGCAUUGUAUUGCAUCCUCGUUGCUUUGUUUUGCAGUAUGGCUACUUACAAGACCCGCCAGGGGUCGAUCUUGUAGACGUGGAAACAUCUGUGACGGGGAUGGAAGUCCAAGAGGUACGGUAUAAGAAAAAGGCCAUUUUAAGCGAUAAAAUUUCAUUCCUCAUAUUUCAAUGUCGAAAACAUACACGUGUUUCUUGCGGAAGAUUAUCAUGGUUUGCUGUGUCGAGUGUAGGACAUAAGGAAGAGGGAGUGUCUCUGAGAAAAAUCCAAUCCUCCACGCAAGUUCGGGUUUUUUCGAACGUGAGAUAAGAGAUGACGUUAAGGACGUGAGGACUGGCUCGAGUAUAUCAUGUCGAAGCUAAUUUCUAAAUUUAGCGACAGAAAUAAGUAAUGAAACAACAGUAGACGGAUUUUCAUUUGUGGUUUUUAUUCUUUCGUUAACUUUUACUGCUUUCGAUAGUGUUCCUAUCGAAAAUGUCCUAUUAGUGCAGUAUGACUUUGUAAAAACAGCUUCUGAGAUUAAAAAAAGGCAGGAUUUGUCCUUUUACGAUUUUUUUACCUCGAAAGGUAACCAGUGUGCCUCGAUUUCGUGUACUCGACCUAGUUUUCUUGGCUCACAUCCAAAAACGUUAAACUUGGUUAGUGACACCUGUAUUACCGGUCAGAUUUUCUGCUUUUUGGUAACACCGAGGGGACAUAUUGUGAGACUUGCCACUUAUUAGAUGCAUAUAUUUAAAUUUCGCAUCAAAACCAAACAUUAUUUGAACGUUUUCUUUUGCAGCUCAGAAAAGCCAUGAUCGACAAGGUUCCCAUUACUGCCGAUGGUCCGAGUCGUAAUGGAUCUAGUCAUAAGGAAUUUGAAGUCUACGACUUGUCUUUCGAUGAGGUUUGUAGAAUGCAAAAUCAAAAAUAAUUUUUGUAUCAAUCCAUUUGUCCGUUUAAUUUUUGGAUGAGUGUACGCUCCAAUUAUUCGAAGAUUUCGUCAAAUCUUGUAGUAGUGAACACGAGUGAGGUGAUUAUAACAGCAAAACUCUACUUUGCCAAUGGCUACCAUGGUAUUUUUGAUGUUCCUUUGAAGGAUGGGCAUGGGAAAUAACUUAUCUAUACAUUUUUAUUCUAAGAAAAUUCUCCUCUUCAGGUUCAGCGAAUAAUGUCGACUCAAGUUAAUAUCUGGAAUUAUUUUACGAUAUUUGCGUCUCCUUUAGAGUAGAAUUGUUGCUUUUAUGUAACUUGUGCACGCUCCUUUCAACCGUUAAACCACAAAUAUUCUUAACUAUUCUAAUGGUAGUACUGCUUGACUAAUCUGAUAUUUUUUGUAAAUCUCUGACGUUCUAGUUGCGAAUGACGAAGCGAACAAUGAAAUAUUACUUCGGCGGCCUGGAAGGAACGUCGUUCAGGUAUGUUUAGUGUCUACAAUUUUCCUAAUGCAUCAACUGACUGAGGAAUUUUGCCCUGCACUAUCUUGACAGCUAUCCCACGAGCGCGCGUUAGUUCUAACUAUAUCGUUAUCCCGGCAACUAAACAAGCGCGAGGGGAUCCUUAUUGCAUUACAAAAAUACGAAAAGAAAUGUUUCAAAUCCACUUCAAACAUUUCCAAAAUAUGAGCUCUUAUACCAUGGCCUGUAAACCAAUCAGAACUCACAAACUGCAUUAUACCUCGACUAGUUUUUAAUAAUGUUGAGUCUGCACCGUCACCAUUCUAUAUCCUUGACAACUUUAUGAAGAAAUGAUUAGAGUGGAGCGUGCAACCAUCGAGUUAUGAAUGCACUCAGGAGGUUGCUAAGCAUUCAAGAAGCUAAAGUCGCACUCGGCUAAACACAGAGUAGGAAGGUGUAAACUAGCACAAAGAGGGUCAAGUUUAGAGCAACAAUGUAUGUAAGUCUCUACCCCAGAAACUGCGAACUUUCCGUAGAAAUUGCGAAAAACUACGUCCCACUUAGAUUCUCAAUGAUUAGAAUGGCAAGUUAUCCAUCGAAGUGCGCAUGUGCAAUCAUGCGACCGCCGAGUUACUCGGCUAUCGCCCUCAUGGACUUACUGAGUGCUUAGCAAACCUCCUGCGUACAUCAAUAACUGCGAAAUUGCACGCUGCACAUUUCUUUCAUAACAAUGAGACUCUCAAAUAUCUUUCGUUCUGUGUGGGGGAAAAAAAAAGCAAAACAAACUGACGUCAGCAUGCAGCCCAAGGGCAUGUGGAUCGAGCGUUUUAGCCAAUCAGAGCGUGCGCUUUUGUAAAGCUAAGUUAUAAUUUAUUAUGUUUCUUUUGCAAAGUCUUGGAAUAGCAACUCCUAAGCUGGGAUACAAGUACAAUUUACCUGAAUACACAGAGACUGAAGUAAUUGGUGAGAAAUAUUACCUCCUUCAUUAUUAGAAACUUUCCUAAAUUUUAUUAAGUGUUUAAUGUCCCAGGGAUUAAAACAUGAUGCUUUAUAUGACAUCGUUUACGUAGACCGCCAACAUUUUCCCGAUGACUUGGGAUGAGCAGGUCAGGACUGGUUUUAGUUUUGCAGCAUACUGGUUGAGAGAGUGGCGCGAGUUUUCUGAACCAAUCACUGAGCGAAGGAAAGCAAAACCAAUUCAGUCAAGGAUUACUCUCGACAAUGAAUUGGAAAUUGCUAUUUUAGUCUAAACAUCAGAUUGUUUUCUUUAACCCUUCAACUCCCAGAUCAAAUUUGUAACUCUCCUUACUGUCAACCAUACAAUUCUGAUAAUGUUAGUUUAGAGAAUUUAGUAUUGGAUCAACUUAUUAUCCCUAAAGUGAUAUUUUUCUUUAUUCUCAUCACUUAUCUGGUUGAUAUUGCAUUGAUGUUGUAAGGAGAAAUUCUGUCUUAGUCACUCAUGGGAGUUAAAGGGUUAAUGUGAGUUUCCGUACCCUUGAGGGCUAUUCUCAUUCAGAUUUUAUCAUGCCAUGCAGGUCAGAGGGUCGAAGCCGAAUGCAAAGAACUGGGCAGCCCUCUAGGCUGGGGUUGCCCUGACAAUGUGCUUAACUAACGAAGUGUGAGUAGUAAAACCAUUUGCAAGUAAUUUUCUCUACUUCUUUAUAGAUAAACUCCACAGCGAGUUGAAGGAAACGAAUAAGGACAUUCAAAUUGAAAGGUGGUAAGUGGCGGAGUUUACAGGAAAGCAAUCUCGUGUAACUUCCAAAUCUUGUAAAAAAUUUUAUCCAACCAUGCACGUCUCUCUUGUGUUUGUCUUCGCUUCCUUCGAGUUAUUUGGAAGGUUUACGUUGUUUGUCAUGAUAAUUUAAUAGCUCCUUUUGAAAGUUCAGUCGAGGAGUGUUACAAAUUAACUCUUUUGAUACCGAGUAAAAUCGAAUUUUCGCUGUUUUCGUGAAAUUUAUAGUGAAAUUGUUUUCUGUUUCUGAGCGUCAUUGUUUUUAUCAGAGAGACUAGAUGUUUACUCGAAGGCUUCUCGGCCUUUGUUCGAUGAUCCGGAAAGAAUGUCCAUUACUCCUGAAUCGGAGAGUUUUUGCAAUUUUUCCAAUGGAUUUCUCCGAAGAUUUGUUUUUCGACGGAAAGUAGGCGAAACCAAAGGAUGCCUUGACGUAAAUGUUGCUGCUUGCGUUUGUAGAGAACGGGCUACUAAUUUAUGCAAGGUGCGUGGCUCUGAAUCGAUAUAAUAAGUUUACUUGUCUGUUUUGCAGGCCAUAUUGCAGGAAUGUUGUACUUGCUGAAAAAACGCCACUUGACCAAUUGAUCGAUGAAACCGAAAGUAGAGACACUAAACUAUGUACGUAAACGUUGGUAGGACAGAUUUCUGCUUUCCCUCAGUCGAUAAGUUUACUUUGAAUGGUUGCAAACGAGGGUUUAACCGAGAGAAUGCUGGGUUUGAGCAUUGGCGGGGAUCAUAGUGAUGGUUUUAUUGAGCAGGAACCAUUGCUCCCUCAGUGCCUCCCCCCUCCCCCCUCCCUCUGUCAAUGCUGCGUUGAUACAUUUUCUGUUACAAUUUAUGACUUUAGGUAACAAUUCAGAAUUACUAGCUGGUCUGCUGGUGGACUUGAACGUCACAGCUCGUUUACCAUCCGUUUGGAAGAGCAAAGCACGGUAAGCUGAGAAAGGAGAAAGAGUGACUCUGAAGUUUUAUCACUGUGAUAGCCUUCAACGAAUUGUCAGUACCCUCCAUCUUUUCGUAGUCGUUUUCUUGACAACAACAACGACCGUUUGUCGCACGUCUGUCCAGGCCUGAAGUAACACAGUGGUCAAACGUGGGGUAUGCACGAGGGGAUCAAUUUUUAGCGCAGGGGCGCCAAUUUCCUACGUAUAAUUUCAAAGGAAAUUUCAUAAGAAGCAGCUGCUCUCUCGCUAAAGCUUAUCCUGUUGAUUUACUUCACUGUUUUGAGCUAAAAAGUAUAUACUUUUACACGGAAAGCACUGUGACUUUCUGGCUUGUGUGGUUGUUUGUAACUCGUUUGAGACAACUUGGGUCUGACACCCUCAAAGCACGCCAUCCAGUCAUUGCAACCUGUGCACAUGCGUAAGACGUUUGACUGCUGUGGUUCCUGAAAUAGGUUGUUGGGGACUGAGGCUGACUUUCACUGAUAACUUUUUAUGUCGAUUACAACUUGCUGAGUGAUCAUUGGGAAUUUGUUCCGUACUGUAUCAAAUGAAACAAACGAAAUGCUGUGACAGAGUCGAUUCCUCAAAGAAUCUUCAGUGUCACAAUGUAAUGAAACCUUUCUGAGUUACCUAAAAAGGGGCAAAAAGACAAAUAAGAUUUGUUUUCUAAAUUUACGCUGUUUGUGUCUGUUAUAGGCCAGGUGUUAAUGACGUGUUUGUACGGACCUACUGGGGUUUACAUCGAAGUUACAGGUUGGUGAAACUGAGUUUGUUGCGCCUUUAACUUGUUUUAAGUUUCAAAGAACGUUCUAAGGAAAACUUGCUAAUUUAACCCUUUACAUCUUAAUAUUAGUGCUUAUAAUCUCCACACUGUUCUCUUUACAUUUCCCAUGGCUCUGACAAGGAGAAAUUGACUGGCAAUCAGGUGCUUUUGAAAUUGGUGAUCAUUUCCUUUAAUCUCAUGACCUUCAGUAAUACCUAAUACCUUCAGUUUAGUAAUAUUUGAUUCAAGGUGACACCGUAUGGAGAGAUUAGAAGCCAAUCACUCGUAGGGGUUACAGAGUCAAAGAAGUAUUGAUGGAACUAAUGCAUGGGUGUGCAAGGAACAACGGAUUUGUUUUGGGAAACUUUUCUACUAGGUUGACAUUAUUUAUCUGUUUAAUUAAAUUUUUUUAGUGGAUCGAAGGACAAGCGUAACUCUAGUUCAGAAGACGACAUCUUUAGAAGAGUUUUUGGAUCCCAAAUUCCUCGUGCCUCCAUCAUUUAUACCACAAAAUACCUUGCAGGUAUUUGACGCAUAUCGUGCUGACAUCUCCUGUUUCAUGUUAUGUAUUUAGUUGAAGGAGCUGCGAGAACACUCCGGUCGUUGUAAAGCCACUAAAAAGUUGGGUUUUUGAGUCCUAUUAGUUGAAACCGAAAAAGCUAUUUCGAGCGUAAAACAAAGUUGGCCAUCGUUUAAACACUUUGUACUUAUUGACUGAGUAAUGUGGUUCUGCACUGUAAUGUGUAUCUCUCGGUCAUGAAGUACCAUUUAUCGUGACCGGGAGCUAGAUAUUUUCUCGUGCGUCCCGACCUUACUCAGUCUAUAAACAUUUUACCAUAUGACUGUUUCCCUCUGUCUGCCUGUACCACGUAUAAAUUUGUAACUGAAACAACGCCUGACCGCUGCCAAAUGUUGAGGCUCACGUGAACGUAAGGGAGCAACGUAGCGGCUUAAAUUUUCAGGGUUGUCACUUAGAAUCGGUAUUAAUCGUCGCCAUCGUAAACCGUUCUCGCUCACGUUUUGGUUCAGUAGUUUGUCCUUGCUGUUUUUCUACCAUGGCAAACCAUUUUACAAAAUUCCUUGAAUUUUCACCGAUACAAACGAAAAAACCCAAGAGACUGUAACGUAGCUCUUUUAGAAAGAUUAUCUUUACGUACAUAGCCACUCUUGGGCUCUCCUCUGUGUACCUCACGGAACUCAUUAAUUUACAAACUUUAUCUAGAUAUAAUCUCAGAUCAUCCAACAAACUCUCACUGCAGCCACAUAGGGUAAAGACUAAGCGCACGCUCGACGACUGCAGUUUUAUCGCGGCGGCGCCAGCGCUUUGGGACAACUACCGUCUGAAAUUUCGUAGCGCAAAUAACGUGCACAUUUUUAAGAGAGCGUUAAAAACGCAUCUAUUUCGUUUUGCUUUUGACAUUUAGUAUAUACAUUAAGUGUGAAUAGUAGUUUGGAUUUUGUCCAUUAAAAAAAGUAAGAAACUGCCAAAUUCAUGUAUACCUGAUUGUAAAUAAUAGGAAUAUUUAUAGAUAUGCCAUUUUGUAACUUGAGUUUAUUAGAUUUUAUUUGGAAAAUAUUAUAAAGCGCUAGAGAGCAUCUACCUACGGAAUUCUAGUACUAUGUAAGCAUUCCAUUGUUAUUAUUAUUAUUAUUAUUUUUAUUGGCAUGAAAACAACCAAAUUUCAAUCGUCACAUCACACAGUGAUUAAAUUAUAAUUCCUUAUCAUCUCAGGAGAAAUAUUUCAAGGCACAUUAAUCAGUGUGUUUUUUUUCUUUUUUUGCUAUCUUGCAGCAAAGUCUGAUGAGAACAUUACUUCUGUGUUUGCUUAUAAAAGAAUAUAUCGCAACCAAUUCCCUGCUGCUAGUAAGUGAUCUUCAUUAACAUUCUCAGGACGGGCACUUCAGUUCUAACUUGUUUAAUUUUUUUGCUUUUGAUUCCCCUGAGGGGCGGGAGUAUCGUGCCAGCCCGAACAACGCCACCCGACUGAAAACAAAUAUUUUCAACACAGAGAGAACUGUUUUGCGUGUCCGUGUCCAGUUCUUCCUAUAAAAUAUGAUCCGACCACCCUUUCAACGUUGUGAGUAUCUCCUUGCUGCAAAAUUGUACGCAUUUUCAAGGCACUUAUAUGCCUGACUUUGGAAUUUUUUUAAUUACUUGGAGUGAACAUCCCUUCUGACGCAGAUAAGCCGCAGAAGUGCGCUUUUAUUUCAUUCGAUCAUGAUCCUGUAUUCACUAUUUGUCCCAUAUGGUACAGUUCCUCCUCAUUUCAAUUCGAAUAAUUUAUGAAUUCCUUUUUAUUUCCGCAGUUCUUGGUUAUGAGAUGGAUAUGAAGGCCUUUGUCGAUACACAUAUUGUGAAAAACACAGAGGUAACAGUAUCAAACCUGAUAGUUUCCUCUAGUCCUUUAAAGUCUCAUUUACAAAAUCAUCCACCAUUUUUUAUAAUUAUUAUUGAACGGUUAACCGUUUCAUCAGGCGAGUGGCGCAUGUAAGCCUUUUGUAGGGUAUAGCACAAGAUGAUGCACCCCAGAUGUCACUCAUCUUAAUAACUGUAUAACCAUCUAUCUUGCGCGGGGGUCAGAAAUUACUCUAAAGAGAGGUGAGGUUUCUUCUCAGCAAGAGACAACAAACGAUUACUCGUUGAAAAGAGACCUAUUUUUAGCGAUGUGACCAGCAAGGGCGCAUCCUGGAAUUUUGAUCGGAGGGAUCCAAACUUGGAUUCAGAAACCACCGAACGUUUUCGACAACAUAGUCCAAAUAGUUCAUGAGUAUUUUGAGACAAAUAAAUUUUGAAUACGUCAUAUGAAGUAGAAAAUUGCAAUGCUCACGUUGCAAGAACUUUGGUGUUAGACGUAGUUAAGAAAAAAAGAAAAAAAAAACAGGUCUGAUGUGGGAGGGGAGGGAGGAGGAGACGCUCCCCUGAAUCCGCGACUGAACAAGAGGACCCCUCUAAAUGAAAUGAAUACUAUGUUUAUUCUCGUUAGCUGUUUGCUCGAUAUUGCCUUUGUAGAAUAAUGAGAAGUUUGAGGCUAAUCACUUUAGAGAAUUCAAGGGUUACUUCAGAAAUCAAUCCGUACAUGUUGUUUGUAUUAUCAGUGUCAAUCAGAAGGAUCAGCGUGUGAUAUCAGCUGUGACAGGACUGGAAAGAACGAUGUAAGCUAAAGCAUAGUUAACCCUUUACACCCUCAUAUUAGGAUGCAUAUUUUCCAUAUUGUUCUCUGUACAUGUUAUUAUCUAUUGCCCCUUUGUAACUUUUGCUCUAUUUUUUAUAACGAAGCUCGCAGAGCGUAGCCCCAUAAUUAUACAAAAUAGUAGUAACCUAUCAAGCCGAAAAAAUUUGGAUGUACGACCGUACAACCGUACAAGAUGCUACUUUUAACAUGCGUGGUUAACUGUACCGCGGGCACGCCAACGCCACGGCUUUGUCCAGUAGUCCAGUGGUCAGUGCACUGGGCUCCGAGUCGGACGACCCGGGUUCUAGUCCUGGCCGGGUCAAGGCGUUGAGACGCGCGGGAGGAAAAAAUGCGAGCUCCGCAUUUAGGCUUGGCUAAAUCUAUGUAUUAUACUACGCUAUCCCUGACACCCCUGAUAUGGCCUUUUUCUGUUUUCCUUUCUUCAAAAAUGCGAUGUGUUUUUUUUUUAUUAAGCUUAAUGUUAAUUCAUAACUUGCCUCCAUUUUUGUUUUUCCUCCUCUCCUCUUUCCUUGGUUUUUUUCUUAGCCUGUAAGUAAUGUUAUAUAUUUUUUUUAUUCAUAUUGUAAAACAAAAAAGCUAUAAUAAUAUUAAUAUUGAUAAUAGUGAGACAGUGAAACAGGUUAGCCACGUAAUAGCGUAGCAUUGUGAAUGAUGUCAUAGCUGUUAGUAACGUCUGCUUCCCAAGGAAAAUAGUAUUGCAACAAAAUAUAAAAAAGUAUUGUUGUGAGUAGUCGUAGCAUUGAAACUAUUGUUUUCAGUUUUUUUUAAUUUAGCAAUUUUAAUGUUGUAAGUAAUGCUGUAAGUAAUUUUGUUUCUUUUUUUGUAUGAUUGAAAAAAUAAAAAAUAAAUUAAGGACAUUUAAAUACUUAUUAUGGUAGGUUGUUUCCCAUCCAGCCAUAAAGUAACUAUUUUAUUUAUUUUUAACUAGUACGAAGGCCUCUACUGUUACCUUGUGGAUGAAAAUGGCUUUGUUGUGGCAGGAAAUGAUGAGAAUGUAAGUCAUACCUACCAGCAAGGUAGUAAGUUGAUUCAAUGAUUUAAUUACACGAUUUGAUUGCCCGUCCUGAGAAGCGCUGCAGUUAGGUAACGUUGCUAUUAUGCAAGGAUCAACGCCAUCAGAGUUUCUUUGAAAUCUUUCGUUUUUCGUCACACGAUUUUGCACUGCCAAAGCUUGUUCGAUCUCUUUCCGCUGUUAUUUCAAUAAAUGGUCUUUGUGUUAACAUCCUUUCCAUGGUUUUGUUUUCUAUAGUCAGCUGGGAAGUUCUUUGGUCGAGUCGAUGCGCCCGUGAUGAGGCAGUUAAUUCGUUCUGAUGAAGAGAACGGUUCUGGAAUUUAUAACAAGUGAGUUAUCUUUUAUUUCAUAAAAAUAUAGUAGUUUUCAUUGAGUGUCAAAAAACUAAAGUAAUCCCAGUGACCAAUCAGAACAAAGAAUUACAUUAUCAUUAGCCAAUGAGAACUCAAAGUGAAAACAAGUAAAUUGCUUGAAGGGCGGGAAAACGCCGCGAUUGUUUUUACUUUUGCAUUUGAUUGGUUGAGAGGCUGGUGCGAGGUUUCUGGACCAAUCACAGAGCUAGGUUGAGUAAAACCAAAGCAAGCUCGAAUUAUUUUUGACGCCUUCUUGAAAAUUACUCUAUUCGCUUUGGAGAGUUACUUUGUUACUUUUUGUUAUUGCCUAAUAAUUUUGCGUUGUCGGUGUCCAUUAUGCUUCACGUGCGUAGCGGCAGCUGUGCUUGGCGUAGUUGUGUACUUUCCCGCGAUUGAGGUCUGUGAUUGGCAUUAGUUACGAGUUUUUCACUUUUGGCACGAGGUUAUGUAUAUGUACUUGGCCUGGGCUUCAAAUUUUCCCGCGCUUGGAGUCGAUGAGAGAUUUUCCCGCGCUCGUUUGAUAACAAUAUUUUCGCUGGCUAGUCACUGAUCUCAUUAGGGCUCGGUUAUCACGUGAAGGAACUCUUACGUCUCGUAGGUUUAUGACCAAAGCUAAACUUUACCGUCAUUGCUUCAUAUAGUAGCGAUAGUUUUAGUCAUUGAGUCACGCAGCCGAACUCUGCCAUGUCGCGUAUGUUGCAUUUUUAUAUUGCUGUUAUUUUGUUGUUAUAACGAUGAGAGUCACAAUGUGUCACAAAUUUCCCACUAAUGAAUCUCUGUUCAAAUAGGGUUGUACUGACGGACUUCCAAGCAGUUUGUCAAGUAAAAGGCGGAGUGAACAGCGGAGGAGUCUCAUUUCUCCUCAAGGUGGGCUCAGUAAUAUUAUUUUGAUCAAGUUCCCUAGGAAAUCAUUUUAUGUGUAUUUGAUUCAGGGCUGCAACAAAAAUAGACAAAAUGUAUGAUUGAAAACAAGCUAUGUGCGUAACUCGUAACGUUACAAGUGUAACGAUCGUAGGUUAUGGUUCUCCUUUCAAUUUACUUUAGUACGUGGAAACCUUAUAACUUGAGCAUACUUGUGAAGUAUUAUUAUUGUCACAUUAUAGCCGUUUUUUUCACUCUCUGCUUACGCUGAAUGGUGGACGACCAAAGCUGUGUGGUAUGUCUCUUUUAACUUCAAGUCCUAGUUGAUGACGUGCCAAAGUUAUUACAUAUUUUCACGCUGUGAACUCAGCAGACUUCCUACGUUAUAUGAUAAAUUUUUCCCAGUGUUAACACACCUUUUUUUCUUGUUGCAUUUCUCUACCGCCUACAAUUUGUCUUGUAAAGCUUAUAAAGCACAAUGAAAGGAUGACAAAAGCAACAUGAUGCAAACUUAUCCUGUUGUGCUGCAAUUUUGCAACUUUAAUGUGUUGAAACCUAUCCAAAAAAAAACAAGCUCUACCAAUUUUUGAUUGAGUAUUGUCAGUAAUCCAAGAUUGCCUUUGUACCCCUUACUCCGCACUGUGAUUGGCCUAGAAAAAUUACGCCAUCCUUUCAACCAGUCAGAUGCAAAACGAAAGCCAAUCGCUAAUUAGUCACACAUUUUCCUGCCAUUCGGGGUGAUUUUAUAUGUUUUUACUUUCUUCUUAUAAUACCUUUUUUUGAUGGAUUUUUGUGAUUACUUUGGUUAUGGUUUUACGACAAUCAAGCCAAAUGGGCUCUACAUUGGAGUUCAACAUCGUUUCCAACACUUUUUUACAUAGCUCUCUCAUUUUCCUUAUAUUCUUUUCUAGGUCGUUGCUUUAUUUCAAUUUGUACAGGUUAGUUCGACUUGUUUCUUCUUUCAAAACAGAACUUAGUGAUAUAUUGUAUACUGUCAGUUCUCUUUUGUUCUGUUCAUAUUUAUGCUCUACACGGCAUUACAGGGGAUUUAGAUAACUUUUUUUAUAGGCGGCCGCCAAUAGUGUAAUAGGGGCUUGUGCCUGGAAAAAGGGAUGUAAGGCGAACCUCAAAGACUGGAGGCUGCACGCAGGUUUAACAGACAGCGGUGGAAGGUGGUAGGGGUGGGGAAAGACCGCUGGCCACUUGCUUUUAUUGAAACCCCUGGUCCCGGUUGUUCGAAGGUCGGAUAACGUUAUCCACAGGAUAAAUCUCUAUCAGGUGGAAAAUGCUAUACUUUUUGCCAUCACUUAUCCGCUAGAUAACCAUUUAUCCGUUGGGUAGCGUUAUCCGCCCUUUGAAAAACCGGGCCCAGCAUUAUAAAACACCGCUAAUGUAUGCAUAUAAAACAGAAAAAUAGAGAACGGCUUUUAAAAGGCGGAGAAUGAGGUUUUUUUUGUGACUUUUAUUUUUAUAGUUGGAUUUUUGCUGAGAGUGGUGCAACAACUGGUGAGAACGUUAUUCGUUUUGUUAGUGAAAAUUAUCUUCGUGUUAAUCCAGACAGGUAAAGGAUUAACUUGAGUGACGAGGAAAUCCCUCAUAGUUUCCGGCUCUUGGGGUUGCAUGCAUGUUUUCUUUCUUCUGUUACCGAUUGUAUGUUUCCCCCUUUUGGUGUCGAAUAAAUUUUUCCUGCACUUUGUGUAGACUGCAUGUUUUCCCACCCUUGUUACCGAUUGCAUGUUUUUCCACUUUUGGAGCCGCGUACAUGUUUUCUGGCUCCAUAUUGGUGGUGUUUGCAUGUUUUCCUACUCUUGGGUUAUACACCAACUCCAUUCUUUAACUGUUCUCUUUUCGUAAUUUACAGAGGCUACCGACGACAUUCCAAAGAAUAUAAGCUGCAUCCGAAAUAUAACAACCUAUUAUGCCGAUCAGAGAAAUGUAACACUAAACGGUUAGUAAGUUUUGGUAUCGAUUAAAUGUGUUGGGUUGAUUAAUGACCAGUUUCGGAUCUUCCCCAAAUUUCGUAUCUGCAACGUGUGUUCUGUUUUCUGGAGCUAAAAUGUGAGCCUACACCCGACUCCCAACCGGGGGAAUGGGGAGAAGCCUGCAGAACAAGCCUAAAUUGUUUGUUGUUGUUGCUCUCCCAAAGUCAUUUCUGUGCAUUUUCAUGCUUUAGUCUAACUUUAUUCUGCAGGUGUGACAAGCUGCGGAGACUGCUCAAGGUAGGGUUUGAAAACAACUAGGCUGAAUGUAGCUGAUAUCUUCCACGUCUGUCUGGUGUUAUAUGAUCUAUCUUAUCUAAACUUCAGGCGUCUUAUUAGGCGGAAUUAAGGUUACAAGCUCACGAUCGUUUAUUCGACUGGCCAUGUUUGACUUAGAGUUAGAGUGGACGGAAGGAGUAGGGGGCGGGGAAAGGCCCCAUCCCCCCUCUCUGCCCUUCUUUUUGACCGUCACUCACCCCCUUGGAACAAAUUUCUUUCUCUUCCCAGCCUGAGUUGGCAAGUAAUUGUUUUCUAAGUCUAGUAGAAGAAUACUUUAAAAUCGAAGCGAGAACCAAAUUUGCAUAAGCAAGACAAGGAAGGGCUUUUGUUUGACCACUCCCAAUCAUUUCAUAAUUUGAGGAGCCUUUCGGUUUACUCUGAAAUCCUCUGGGCCUCACGCUUCAUUGUAGAGACUAGCGUUUGUGUUGUAGUGAUAAAAAUCUCACAGAGUUCUUGAACUACUCAAGUUAGUACUUUUUCAAGAUUUCUCUCACCAAAAAUUCCAAGAUGACGCAGUCUCCGCAAUUAAGCGUGAUGGCCAAAUGACUUAUCCCAAGAAGUGUAAUGUUUGUUUAAAGCUUGUGGUUGCUUUCUUUUGUUGCAGGGAACAUUUUGUGGCCAGCGUGCGUGAUAGUAACUUAUACCUCAUGGUGAUAAAUGCUACGUGUGGAAAGUGCGAUGAAAUUGAUAGGGAAAUGGGUGUUCCCGGAGAACCUCGAGAAAAUAUCCUUUGAUAGAUAAUUUAGAAUUAAUGGAGAUGUUAAAUACUAACUUCUUACUAGGCCUCCCAAUCAGUCAAUAAGCAUUUUAUCAUAUGACCACAAAGUGCUGAAAACUUCGCAAAUUGUGUUUCAACUUAAAUAGGACGUGAUUGAAGGGCGCACGCAGGACAAUCGCAAAGAAGUUUCUACAAAUAAAACUCUUCCUUCGCUUUUCCGGGUCAGAACAAGAAACUCAAAAUUUAUCGAAAAACGCGACUUGUUUUCCUUUUCCUUGUUUUCCCUAAGUUUUUUGAAAAAAAAAAGCCCUGGACGCCUUUUUCCUGAUCGGCGCACGUCAGCUUUCACUAUAGUUUUCUAUGGGAUUGCGAGAGCGGGGCCUCAUGGAUCAUAUGAUAAAUAUUUAUUUAACGAGGGUGAACCCCAGCAGGAGCUAUGACGUACCAAGAGGGACUCAAACCCCUUUCGGACGACGGAACCCCAACCUGGGUUUUCUAUCGACCCAUGAACAUUUACAUGUGAGACACGAGUGUGACUCUUUGCGAGAGUACAGUUGGGGUCAUUUCUUAUCUUUUUGUGUCUCCUUAACGACAUUACUUCCUCGUGAUACCGUGGAAAAUUCCUGUAAGGAGCCGGGCUACAGGAAAAGACCUAAGAGAUGUUUUGUAUCCACAAAUCCUGUAUGUAUGCCCUUGUUCAUGACGCUGCGAUGUCAAUUACUAUUACAUUUUUGUUGUUGUUGUUGUUGUUUUUUUUGGCAAAUCUCUAUUGGUGCUCGAAAACGCACAUUUUCGGUACCUUAUUUUAGCCUGUUUACAUGUGUUGCCAUUUCAUUCUGGAAGCCUCUUGAAUUCUAUUCCUUGUACACUGUCAAUGAUCUCAAUCCUAACAAAAACCAAACAUUCUUCGAGGCCUUAAUUUGCUUUAAUUUCCCAACUUAGUUUGAAAAUACAAGUUUUAUUUUUCUCCUCAUGCAAGUAACCGCAAAAUAUACUUACCAAUCCUCUUUAAUAAUUGAUUCUAACAGUUUUGAGCUAGAAAUUAUUUACAGCUUACAGUAACACGGGAGACAGGGCCUCCAGUAAAUUGCUGUAGAACAGUUUUCGAUGGAGUGUGUAAUCCGAGAUUAAUUUGAUUUUGCUAUAAUUCGCUGUGUGAUUUGUCCAUAAAACUCAGGCCAAUUUCUCGACCCGUUGCACUCAAGACUUAGACCAAUCGCGACAUCGUCACCCCUUCAAGCAGUAUUUUUAUAUUUUUUUCGCCGAGUCCACAUUCGCUUCACUUAAUAUCUUUCUUUCUCCUGAUUGUCUUUUUUGAUUACUCGAAAAAUACACCAUUUCUCAUGGUUAUCAAUCAGCUUAAAGAGGUUUUCAAUUGAGUCGAAAAACAAAACCAAAGUUAUCACAUCUACCAAUCAGAAUAAAGCUUGGCAUCACCAUUAACCAAUGAGAACUCGGGAGGCAAGGAAACCUGCUCGAGGCGCGGGAAAACGCGAGUGGCAAGUUUGGGGUUAGUUCUAGCUUGGCAUUUAAUUUGUUGACAUGGUGGCGCGAGUUUUCUCGACCAAUCACAGAGCGAAGUAAAGCAAACCAAAGCAAUCCAGGGCUAUCUAAGAUAAUCGAUUGACAACUACUCGAACUGCUUGGUAAGAAUUCUAAUAAUUAUGUCUCUGUUUACAGGAGUCCGGCUAUGCGUGUGGUUCCGGUUCGUUCAUAAAGCCUUCUCCUUAUAUCGUAUCUUUGCAACUGUUUUGGCUUUUUGCAGCUCUGCGGAGAAUAGUGGGGUUCGUGUGAUAAAUACUUAUCUCUGAGGAGAGAGUUAUAAGUACAUGAGGACAAGCUCGUGCCUCCAAGGUGUCAAGAUGAGAUUUUAAAAUAGUCGACGUUUACUGUGCGUCUUGGUCUUAUGCCGGGUUCAUAAGAAUCAUUCAUUUAAUAGGUUGUUUUUAAGCCUGCUUCACAGCAAGUUUGAAUCGAACAUCAAUGGUAUGCAGGAACAUGCUUUGGUUUUAGUACUCUCUUCAGACACCCACCGAUUAGGAACCACAUCAAAGCGCAGUUGGAACUUCCUACGUUUGUUCAGCUGUUUCACCUUCUUAAUUGCGUACCUUGGUGCUGUGAUUUUUCUAUCAAUGAUGCUGACGACGCCCCUUCACAAUUUCCCUUUGUUGAAGGAGUCGCAAUAUUAAGAGAGGUUGUAUCUAAACUUCCCUCUCGUAUUUAUAACGCGCAAGAAAAAUUUAACUGUUUUAACACAUGUAUUAUAUUAAUACUACACUUGAUAAUUUAUUUCAAAGCCGUACAGCCAAGUAAAGUUUUAUUUCAGCAACCAUUUUCAUCAAUCGCACGAUUUAUGUAAACCUGCAUGUGGAUUGAUCAAAUUGUUGACUUUUUAAGAAGUUUUAAAAUUUCCUUGACACAUGUAAGUCUAUUAAUAUUUAUUUUUGUCACUGACAGAAAAUAACUGAAUGAAACUUUUACUCGUGUCUUAUGAGUCACGAAGAGCUUAUUUUUUUGUUAAAGAUUGUUUAGAAAUGUAACGGCUGAAAUAUUUAUUGUAAGAAAGGAGUUACAUUUUCAAAAUAUAACUCAAGGUGAUAACUAAAGUGCGUUCGUGUCUCCAAGUAGAUCUUAUUUGUUGUGAAGAUUUCUCCGUUUCUCUAGAGAAAAAAGUUAAAAUCAGAGACUAGCACCCGCCAAAACUAACCCUUCGCCUCCAUGUUGUUCUCGCUGAUACUAAAGAGAAAGUUUUGAUUGUCACCG